This is a messenger RNA of Leguminivora glycinivorella, 823 nucleotides long. RefSeq names its product ubiquitin carboxyl-terminal hydrolase isozyme L3-like. The transcript has a single exon. Bases 102 to 785 code for a protein of 227 amino acids. Gene Ontology annotation, molecular function: cysteine-type deubiquitinase activity. Lineage: Eukaryota; Metazoa; Arthropoda; Insecta; Lepidoptera; Tortricidae. Gene Ontology annotation, cellular component: cytoplasm. Gene Ontology annotation, biological process: protein deubiquitination; ubiquitin-dependent protein catabolic process. The record is from RefSeq and is a predicted model, not a curated record.
UCUUGGCUAAAGACUAAUUGAUUGACAUUGACAAUUUAAAACUGCUGGAAAAAGAAUUUCUAUUUUGGUUGCUAUUUCACGAUAACAUAUACCAAAUAAAAAUGGAAGCACUUCCAAUGGAGUCGAACCCCGACACUAUGAACAAGUACCUACAAAAGCUAGGGGUGCCCGAUAACUGGCGGAUGGUGGACGUCAUAGGACUGGAAGAAGAGGCCCUGGGGUGGGUGCCGCGACCUGUGCUCGCCGUCGUCCUGCUGUUCCCGCUCUCCGAUGCUUACGAAGUGCACCGCACCAUAGAGGAAUCCGAACUGAAAACAUCGCAGGAGGAGCUCCCUAAAAACGUCUUCCACCUUAAACAAGUCCUAAGCAACGUGUGCGGCACGAUUGCCCUCGUACACAGCAUCGCCAACAACGACAAUAAAAUACAACUCGUUGACGGACUCCUGAAGAGUUACAUCGACGAAGCCAAAGGCCUCAACUCCGCGGCCAAAGGUGAGCUGCUAGAGAGAUCCACCGCCAUCCUUGAGGCGUACAAAGAUUUAGUUCGUAGCACUAGCCACGAAACUGAGCAGACCGAAGAACCUGUUAACUACCACUUCGUCACCUUCAUUCAUAAGGACGGCCACUUGUACGAGCUGGACGGGCGUAAAGAUCGACCCAUCGACCACGGCCCCACCACUGCCGAAGGGCUCUUAGAGGAUGCCGCUAAGGUUUGCCGUGAAUUUAUCAAAAGAGAACCUGACAACAUCGGCUUCAAUGUUGUGGCUCUAGUACCAGCCCAGUAAUAUUUUAAUAGCACUUGUUUGUCAGUUAAACUACCUAC